UAUCUGAUCAGUGCCUGUAGCACUCUGGAGUGUUUCCAGAAGUCACAUGACUCUCCACCAGUGUCAAAACAAGCCUGAGAGGUCAUAAGCAAGAAGGGGCAAAGGUUGGUGACUAGCUCGGCAAGCAGCGGGAAGAAUAGUGGAUGGUGGCAGGAGGAGCUGAAGAGAUAGCUGGAAGAUUUGAAAAGGCCAGAGGAUUGAAACAAGACAAUGGAUUGGGGAGCUCUGCAUACCAUUUUGGGAGGUGUAAAUAAGCACUCCACCAGUAUUGGGAAGAUAUGGCUCACAGUCCUGUUCAUCUUCCGUAUCAUGAUCCUGGUUGUGGCUGCAGAGAGAGUCUGGGGAGAUGAACAAGAUGACUUUGUCUGCAACACACUUCAGCCUGGCUGCAGAAAUGUGUGCUAUGACCACUUUUUCCCCAUCUCUCACAUCAGACUCUGGGCCCUGCAGCUGAUCUUUGUCUCCACACCUGCGCUGCUGGUGGCCAUGCACGUGGCCUACAGGAGGCACGAGAAGAAAAGGCAGUUCAGAAAGGGAGACCAGAAAUGCGAAUACAAGGACAUUGAAGAAAUCCGAAGACAGAGGUUUCGUAUUGAGGGCUCCUUGUGGUGGACGUACACCAGCAGCAUCUUUUUCAGACUGAUCUUUGAGGCUGUCUUCAUGUAUGCGUUUUAUUUCAUGUAUGAUGGGUUCCGAAUGCCUCGCUUGAUGAAGUGCAGUGCUUGGCCCUGCCCCAACACGGUAGACUGCUUUGUCUCUCGACCUACUGAAAAGACAGUGUUUACUAUUUUCAUGAUCGCUGUGUCCAGCAUUUGCAUUCUGUUAAAUGUGGCUGAAUUAUGUUACUUACUGACAAAGUUUUUCCUCAGAAGGUCUAAGAAAGCUGGAAAUUCAAAACAGCAACCCAACCAUGAGAAUAAGGAAGAAACCAAACAAAACGAAAUGAAUGAGUUGAUAUCUGAUAGCUGUCAGAACACAGUUAUAGGGUUUUCAAGUAGCUAAGGUGGUGUCAGUGCUGAUGCUCACUCUUUUUGGAGUGAAUGUUUUAUUUAGAGGCUGCAAAUGAAAUUUGUUACAUGAAACACAGUUGGGUGAGACUUUGUGUAGUAUCAGAUGUAAAGUAUGUAAAUGUCUGGAAAAAGUCAGGGAAGCCUAAACAUGUGAAAAUUCCGUGAGGAUUAAAUAGGAAAGUACACUUUCCUAUGAGUACCCUUACAAGCUGACUGACAAGUGGGAAGCCCACCACUUACCUUCAUGCUGACCCGUGAAAACUAAAUGCAACAGCAAUAAGAACAAAAUUCGUUCCAAGCUAGGUAUUCUAGUAUUAAAAGAUGUUUUGUAAUAGUGAUAGUUUUUACUUGUGAACUGACAAUUAAAAUAUUUUUCUAAAAUCUAAGAUUCCAUGUUACUUAAGGUGUUAUAGUAUGCAACUGAUUGUGUUUUGUUUCUCAACCAGGCAUAUGCAGAGGAACCCUGUAACACCAUGUUCAUAUGGAGGAGACAGCAAUAGGGUACAUCUUUACAGCUUUGCAAGUGCUGCUUGAGUCUGGCCAGGUAGUUUGAGAUGCUUGCAUACACACUGAUGGCUGUAGAGGAAGUUGUAUGAAAGGUAGCUAGAUCCUGAGUGCAAAGUCAUGCCUAAAAUCAGCAUGAGAAUAUAGAUACAGCCUAUGUAGGCUUGCUUUAAACAUCUAGCAGACCUGGUAAUCUUGCUGAUCUUUUAAUUGCAUACUGCCAGUUUUAUAGCAACUUACAUAACUUAAUGUAGAUGUUUAUUUCUCUAAUGUAUUAGCUGUAUGUGUUUAUGCUAUAUCACAUCAUGGAACUUUUUUGGUUUUGAUUUGUUCUGCUUUUUUUGUGCUUGACUGAUGGUGCUGUUCUGAGACUAGAGGCUAUCUGGUUUCAAGGACAUGGGAAAGUAUUACUGGAAAUGGAGCAAGUUUUCUGAAUAAAAGGCAAACACUUCAACCUUU
Messenger RNA from Manacus vitellinus (golden-collared manakin), 1973 nucleotides. RefSeq names its product gap junction beta-6 protein. Gene Ontology annotation, cellular component: connexin complex. The transcript is spliced from 2 exons. The record is from RefSeq and is a predicted model, not a curated record. Bases 211 to 1002 code for a protein of 263 amino acids. Gene Ontology annotation, biological process: cell communication. Lineage: Eukaryota; Metazoa; Chordata; Aves; Passeriformes; Pipridae.